Messenger RNA from Rotaria socialis, 777 nucleotides. Lineage: Eukaryota; Metazoa; Rotifera; Eurotatoria; Philodinida; Philodinidae. The record is from the annotation of a GenBank genome assembly.
AUGGAUGUACUUGAAUUACCUCGUCCUGUUAUUAAUUUUCUUCGGACAAUGGCUAAAGAAGGCUGUCGUUAUGUUCUAUCGUGGGAUAUAUUCGGUGGUACUGAUAGCGUUACACUCACACUUACAUGGAAAUUAAGUAAUCAUGAACCUCAGCUAACAACGUCAAAAUCUUUACAACAUUAUCAGCAACAAGUAUAUGAUGACCUAUUUAUUCGGCAUGAUGAUUUAACAUCAUCACAACGUCGUUCACGCCACGAGGACAAUACUGUGGCAUCAACUAGAAUAUGUUCAUCUAGAGGCAAAAGUCUUGAAGGUAAUAGUUUAACAUCAAGCAAAUCAGUAUCUUCUCAGCAAAAACAAGCAUCAAGUUUAGAACGAUCUUCAAUUACUAAUCAACAAAAAAAACAACCAGUUCCAAUAUAUGCUAAUCUAAAAAAAAUAAAGUAUCGAACGAGUACUUCACCUUCACCUUCUACUCAUACAGAUCAUCAUCGAACUAGAAACCAAUGUGAAUGUCCAAUACGACGAAAAUUGAUACCGUCAAAAUCGAUUGCUAAUAAUUUAUCUUCAGAACUAACACGCAGAACGGCUAUUACUAUUCAAACUGACGAUGAUAAUGAUGACGAUGAAGAUAUACUUGACCCAUGGGUAAAAGAUUUUGAAUGCUCACUUGAAACCGGUACGAACAAUAAACGUGAAAAAUCGAAAAUUGGCAUGAACAAAAAAGGAAAUAUUUCAGGAAAAGUUAAAUUCAAGAGAAAGCCAGAUUAUUUUUAA